AUGGCAAGUUCAGCGUUUGAUUCUGCAGAACACAGCUAUUGCGGAGUUGAGGACAAGUUGAGUUCAUCGAACCAAAGCUACGGAAGCAUCAAAGGAGAAAGAAUGCAAAUUCCGUUUUCUGAAGGGGAAGAUUGGGGAGAAUCCGGGGACAUCAGCUCUUUUUCAUAUUACGGAGUCCAUCACAAUGACAAGACGAAGGAGCAAGCUCCUUUUUCCGAGUAUCAGCAGCGAGAGCAGCUACAACAAUCGUUUUCGGAAUAUGGGCUUCUCGAUAAUCUGCGAUACGACAUUCUCUCUCCGCCGAUCCAGACUUGUCUAGACGAAAUCGCAAAGUUCAGCAGAAUCUCUACCGAGCUACAAGAUAUCAUUGAGACCAGGAAGGACAAGCCCUUCCAGUUUUCUUCAACAUCGCUCGAGCUUCUGAGAAGCUAUGGUAGCGGGAUUAAACGACUGAGCGGGGAUGGGGUACUCGAGCCACACACUGAGCGCAGAAAGACGGAGCUGUCAACUUCUGAAAUGAUAAGGAUUGCUAGCGCCAAAUUUAUCCAGUCGUCUUCUGGGGCAGCCGAUGAUCUUGCGCUGCCAGGCCAUCCUUACUAUUAUUACUUCUCAUGCUUAUCGAAAGACGAGAUAAGGAACGUGCAACUUGCCGAGAUCCUCCUAGCUGCUGCUGAGAAAGUGGGAUGUCAGCAGUUUGAUGCGGCAAGCGAAUUGCUCGACCAGAGUGAUGAGCUGUGCUGCAGCACAGGAAAUCCGGUGGAACGAGUCGUGUACUAUUUUUCCGAAGCCCUUAGGGAGAAGAUCGAUCGGGAAACGGGGAGAGUCAGCAUAAAGGGCCUGGGAAAGAGGAUGGCCCUUGAUGUAGACAAAGACAAAGACAUCAUGAGGCUGAGCCCUCCGUUCAUCGCGACUCACCAACUAGUCCCGUUCUCUCAGAUCCAGCAAUUUCCCGCAAUACAGACCAUCAUGGAGAAUGUGGCAGAGGCUAAGAAAGUUCAUGUGGUUGACUUCAGGAUACAGAGCGGCGUCCACUGGACGGUCCUAAUGCAAGCCCUCGUGGCUCGACGUGAGUGCUCCCUUGAGCUGUUGAAGAUAACGGCGGUAGGUACUUGUUCGCAGCAAGUGAUCGAGGACACAGGUAAAAGGCUGGAGACUUUCGCUCGAAUGUUCAAUGUUCCCUUUUCUUUCAAAAUAAUCAUGUUGCGGGACAUGCUAGAACUCAAGGAAGAUCUUUUCGAUCUGGAUGAGGAAGAAUCCAUUAUUGUCUAUGCCCGGUUCCUCCUUCACACGAUGAUUUCUCGGCCUGAGAGGCUUGAGUCUGUCAUGAAAGUGAUUAAAAAGCUGAACCCAUGUGUGAUGGUGGUUUACGAAAUUGAGUCAAACCACAACUCACCAGCUUUCGUAAACCGGUUCACUGAAGCGCUUUUCUACCAUAGUGCAUAUUUCGAUUGUUUCGAAGAGUGUAUGGAACGAGAUGAUGAGAACAGAACCGUCAUCGAAUCUCUGCACAUAGCCCAAGGAAUUAGGAUCAUACUUGCUGCUGAAGGAGAGGAAAGGAAUAUUCGGCCUGUAAAAGUCGAUGUCUGGAGGGCGUUCUUCAGUCGAUUUGGAAUGGUCGAGGUAGAUUUGGGCAUGGCAUCGCUAUAUCAAGCAGAUUUGAUGGUAAAGAAAUUUUCUUGUGGAAGUUCUUGCACGCUUGACAUGAACAGAAAAUGCCUGAUUAUCGGGUGGAAGGGCACGCCUAUUCAUUCUCUUUCUGCUUGGCGAUUCGAAUAA
Molecule: messenger RNA, 1776 nt
Organism: Syzygium oleosum
Lineage: Eukaryota; Viridiplantae; Streptophyta; Magnoliopsida; Myrtales; Myrtaceae
Product: DELLA protein RGL1-like
Exons: 1
Coding region: 1-1776 (591 amino acids)
Biological process (GO): regulation of DNA-templated transcription
Cellular component (GO): nucleus
Molecular function (GO): DNA-binding transcription factor activity; sequence-specific DNA binding
Source: RefSeq, a predicted model, not a curated record